This is a messenger RNA of Rotaria sp. Silwood2, 645 nucleotides long. NCBI's taxonomy places the organism in Eukaryota, Metazoa, Rotifera, Eurotatoria, Philodinida, Philodinidae. The record is from the annotation of a GenBank genome assembly.
AUGGCAGCCUUCAAAUUUAUUCGGAGCAUCUUCGAACCAACUGACGAUGAGGAUGAUGUUAUGCCACAUGUCAAGUCAGAAAUUGUGCAUGGUUUAAAUCAAGAUUUCAAGGGCAGUAUUGCUAAAGGUUUUUCGAGCGAUUUAGGUGUAGGUUUACAUGCCGGGUUUCAUGUAGGUUUUGACAGCAGUUUAGGUGCAAGCGUCAAGGGCAGUUUAGGUUCACAGUUUGUUGAUCUGAGCAACACCAGUGGUCUCAUACGACGGAAAUGGAGCUCAAGUGCACCGAAAUGGCGAAAGGCAGCACCCGGUAUUUGUCUUGAGGGCAAGUGCAACAAUUCAUCUUGUGAUGCGUACCAGAAGGCUGUGAUUAUUAAUAUAGGAUUAAGAAAAUUUGACUAUCUCCAAGAUAUUACGAAAGAUACAUCAAAAUGUCCUAUGUGCUCUAAAUAUGUCGAACCAAUUACAUGCGCUUUUAAUAAUUGUUACUGGAGAUGGGAAGGAAUAAAACAACCUCAACGUGGUAUGCCACCGGAAGAGAUCUCCUCAAACUGGAAACUUGCUGAUGAUGCCUAUCACGUAUUCGAUGAAAAUAUAAGUGACACAGUUGUAUGGCGAAAAUUGAUCAUUGAAGCAAAACGAACAUAG